Molecule: messenger RNA, 1098 nt
Organism: Striga hermonthica
Lineage: Eukaryota; Viridiplantae; Streptophyta; Magnoliopsida; Lamiales; Orobanchaceae
Source: the annotation of a GenBank genome assembly
AUGGCGGAGGUUAUCUCCCUCAUGGACAUCGAUGGCGAGAAUGACGACAGCCGGUUCCCGAAACCCAACACCAAGGGCAAAAACGUCGUCGUUUCAGCUGGUCCGGCGGACACCAAGGCCACCCCUUGGGUCGAGAAGUACCGUCCUCAGUCUCUCGAAGACGUCGCUGCGCACCGUGAUAUUGUUGAAACCAUUGAUAGGUUAGCAAAUGGAAACAGAUUACCCCAUUUGCUACUGUAUGGGCCACCAGGGACAGGGAAGACAUCAACUGUCCUUGCAUUGGCUCGUAAGCUUUACGGAAACCAAUUGCACAAUAUGGUCCUGGAGCUUAAUGCUUCAGAUGAUCGUGGGAUUGAUGUUGUGAGGCAGCAAAUUCAGGACUUUGCGAGCACUCAGAGCUUCUCUUUUGGUGCAAAGUCAUCAGUGAAACUGGUUCUAUUGGAUGAGGCAGAUGCCAUGACUAAGGAUGCACAAUUCGCUUUGCGUAGAGUGAUUGAGAAAUACACAAAGAGCACUAGAUUUGCUCUCAUCUGCAAUAAUGUCAACAAGAUCAUUCCCGCAUUGCAAUCGAGAUGUACUCGGUUCCGCUUUGCUCCUCUUGACUAUGUUCAUGUCAUGGAGAGACUUAAGCAUGUCAUUAAAGCUGAAGGACUUGAUGUUCCUGAGAAUGGCAUGAAAGCUCUUGUACGGCUCAGCAAUGGUGACAUGAGAAAGGCUCUAAACAUUUUACAGUCAACACAUAUGGCUUCCCAGCAGAUCACAGAAGAAGCUGUGUACUUGUGCACAGGAAAUCCUUUGCCUAGAGACAUCGAGCAGAUUUGCCAUUGGCUCUUAAAUGAACCUUUUGCCUGUAGCUGCAAAAGAAUCUCCGAAAUCAAGACUCGUAAAGGGUUAGCUCUGCUUGAUAUUGUGAGAGAAAUAACCAUGUUUGUUUUCAAAAUCAAGAUGCCACCAGAGAUUCGGAUUCAGCUGAUUAAUGAAAUGGCUGAUAUAGAGUACAGGUUGACUUUAGCAUGUAACGAUAAGUUGCAACUCGGGUCACUGAUUGCAGCCUUCACACGAGCCAGAGUUGCUCUAGUUGCUGCUGCCAAACAAUGA